This is a messenger RNA of Triticum aestivum (bread wheat), 1429 nucleotides long. RefSeq lists its product as uncharacterized. The record is from RefSeq and is a predicted model, not a curated record. The transcript is spliced from 7 exons. Bases 460 to 1140 code for a protein of 226 amino acids. Lineage: Eukaryota; Viridiplantae; Streptophyta; Magnoliopsida; Poales; Poaceae.
CGUACCAACGAUUGCAAAGAAGAAAUGGUGGAGAUUUGCAGUGAAGAUUAGAAAGCAACAUGCUCAAAACAAAAAUAUUAGCUUCCGGUGUAUUGUUUGCUCUCAAGAAGUUCAUGGCAAGGGAAUUGGUUUUAUGCAACAGCACCUCCAAGAAUGCCCGAUGAUGAAUACAAGCAAGGCUGAGGACAUAUACAAUGGCAUACUGAAGAUGGGCGCGCCAAUAAACAAUCUUGUUCAGCAAGCAGCUGGAAAGGCCGAAGCCAUGAAGAGCUUUUAUGCCAACUUGGAACUUGCUCGGCAAAUUUCUCUUGCAUCAAAUCAAGCCAGUAUGCUCCCAACUGUCCUAAACAACGUCAAGCAUUUUGCAGAGAUUGUCUUCUAUAUGGGUGGAUCUCCAACUAGGAGUGAGUUUGCGGCAGUAGGAGCAGCGCAAGUAACCGGGCUUGAGCCUCCCACUUAAUGGUACCUCCAUAUCAGCAAACGAAUUCCAAUUCAAAUUCUGGUCUCACUAUGACUACAACCCAUAGAGCUGGAGAUGCAGUCAACAAUAGACCAAUUGUACCUCCAAGUGGCGAACCAAAUUCAGGUCCAACUUCUAGCCUCAUUAUCACUGCGACCCAUAGAGCUGGAGAUGCAGGUGGGGUGUCAAAUGCAGGUCCAGCUUCUAGCCUCACUAUGACUGCGGUCCACAGAGCUAGAGGUGCGGUGCCAGGUUCCUCUCCAAUUUCUGGUGAAGCCGAAGAAUCAAAUGCUGCUGAUAUCUCUCGCACCUCCAGUUUGCAUCCAGGCACCAGAUCGCAUGGUCAAGUUCGAUCUCCUACUUCCAACACAGCUAUCGUCGUUGUACCAACUGCUAGCCAAACUGAUGAGGGAGCAGCCACUUGGGAAGAACUAGGUCUUGGCAACAUCAUGGGUGACGACAUUCUUGAUUAUGGUCCUGCUGCUUCAAACACAAGGCUCGAAUUCCCAACUGAUGAGCAAGCAGCCACUUGGGAAGAACCAGGUCUUGGCAACAUCAUGGGUGACGGCAUUCCUGAUUAUGGUCUUGCUGCUUCAAACACAAGGCUCGAAUUCCCAGAUGAUGAGACUUCAUUAGCUAACAUAACUUUUACACCGGACGGGAGUCCAUUUGGCUUAUAGGAUGCGCUGAAUGAAUGAAGGGCUGAAAGAAACAGUUUUCAUUCAAUUUUGAAGUGAUAGUGAUAGGAAGUACUGAAGUCCUGCGGCAUUUAGGUGGUGAGGGAUUAAUAGGAUUUUGUAGUUUUGGGUUUUGUCCACGACACGGAGCUUGAGAACCAUUCCCUCGAACUCAGGGAUGUUCUAUUGGGGGGCUUUGAGGGUGGUCAGAAGUCUGCUAGGUUCAAAGAGCUGGUGCUGAAGAGGGUGGCUUGGCUCAAAAUGCUCAUCGUCCUCUUGGGAACAUGUAAGG